This is a messenger RNA of Cheilinus undulatus (humphead wrasse), 613 nucleotides long. It is a transcript of the gene c7h19orf25, whose product is annotated as chromosome 7 C19orf25 homolog. Lineage: Eukaryota; Metazoa; Chordata; Actinopteri; Labriformes; Labridae. The coding region runs from base 192 to 536 and encodes 114 amino acids. The transcript is spliced from 4 exons. The record is from RefSeq and is a predicted model, not a curated record.
GGCUUGCAGUGUUUUGGUCCUGUUGCUUUAGCCGCUGCUAGGUUUUUUUGUAUAUUUUCAGCACUAUACGGGCAUUUUCCGUCUUAUAUUUUGGUUUAAGCUAGAGAAGGCAGUUUGGAUAAGUAUCGGGAUUGGCUUUUUGUUUCAACAGGUCGGCUAAACACGGGAGCCAGAGCUGAGUCUGUAUCAGGAUGAACAUUGGCUCCAAAACUAAGAAGCGGCAGGUCCUGCCCAGCCGCCCUGACCCCCCCACUGUGGAUCAGAUCCUGGAGGACAUCAACAGAGCCGCUGCCAACGACCCGCUCUUCAGCAUCCUGGAGCAGACUGGGCAAGACUUGUCGCGGCCCCCCGACACCGAGGUGGAGUCCCGGUUCCAGCAGUGUCGUCAGUAUCUAGAGCUGAACGAUCGGCUGCAGGAGGUGCGAGGACGGCUGCUGAAGCAGAGGGAGGAGCUAAGAGCGGCGGGGGAGCAGCUGCAGAGAGACGUGGAUGAGGUCAGACUGCAGAUGGCGCUGUCGUCCUGCCCCUACUGGUAGGAAGACAGCGCCAAAACCUGUAUAAACCAGCUGACGAGACACGUCACAGCAACAUCAUGUGACCACUCUGAGGAAGA